CCUAAACCGAUUUGCGUUUGCACCACUUUGAGCACUUCCGGUGUGACAUAGGACCGCUCUGCGUACUUCAGGCGGAGAUUGGACGCUGAUGGGGGACGAAAAGGACUCCUGGAAAGUUAAAACUCUUGAUGAAAUCCUGCAGGAGAAGAAACGCAGAAGAGAAUUAGAAGAGCGGUCUGACAAAAAGCGGCAAAAAAAUUUCACACAGGACCCUGUUUUACAGGCGGAUGAACGGGAAUCUAAACGGGACACUCCUGAAGAAGGAGAAUUACGUGAUCAAAGAAUGGAAAUAACAAUUCGUAAUUCCCCGUACACUCGGGAAGACUCUACUGAAGACAGGGGAGAAGAAGAUGAAUCACUUGCCAUCAAGCCUCCUCAGCAGAUAGCAAGGAAAGACAAAUCGCACCAUAGAAAAGAAGAGAAGAGAAAAGACAAGAGACGGCACCGCAGUCACUCAGCUGAAGAAGCAAAACAUGUGCGGCCAAAAGAGAAGGAAAAAGAUCGAGAAAGUGACCGCCGUAAGCGUCACUGGGAGGAAGAUAAGGCUCGGAGAGACUGGGAGAGACAGAAAAGACGAGAACAGGCCCGGGCACACUCACGGAGAGAGCGUGACCGAUUGGAGCAGCUGGAAAGGCAGCGUGAACGAGACCGAAAGCUUCGUGAACAGCAGAAAGAACAACGUGAACUUAAGGAGCAAAGGGAGUUUAAGGAGCGUGAGAGAAGAGUGGAGGAGAGGCGUAAAGACAGAGGAGACUGGAGACAAGUUGUGCAGACUCAUCACCGAGCUCCAGCAGAAGAAUAUGAAGACAAGCUGAAGCCAAGACAACGCAGCCGCAGUCCCACGUGGGCUCCAAGAGACAGGGCUGAACACAAUGAACCACGCAAAACCACAGAGCUGAAGGAAGAUAAGCCUGAACUCAAAGACCUGUUGGCAGAUCUCCAGGACAUCAGUGACAAUGAGCGAAAGACCACCUCUGCAGAAUCCUCUAUUGCCUCUGGAUCAGGCUCAGAGGAGGAAGACGAUGAUGAGGAAGAGGACGAUUCCAGCAGCCAGAGUGAAGCAGAGGGUGAAGGGGAGGAAGAGUCGGCGUCUGGAUCAGCCCGCUCGGAGCAGAGUGCAGAAGAGGUGAGUGAGGACGAACAGUCUGAGGAUGAGUCUGAAGAGGAGAGAGAGAACGGAAACCACAUCCCACCAGUGCCAGAGUCACGAUUUGACCACAAUUCAGAACAGAGUGCUGAUGACACAGAGGAGGAGGAAGAGGAGGAAGAAGAUGGGCGAGAGGGUAAUCCCACUCCUCAAUCUCAGACCCACUCUCAUUCUGCUACCCCUGAAGAGAACUACAUUCCUGACUCUCCCCCCUUGUCCCCUGUGGAACUGAAGAAGGAACUGCCCAAGUACUUGCCUGCCCUCCAGGGCUGCCGCAGUGUGGAGGAGUUUCAGUGUCUAAACAGGAUCGAAGAGGGAACUUAUGGAGUCGUGUACAGAGCUAAAGACAAAAAGACUGAUGAAAUUGUGGCUUUGAAAAGACUUAAGAUGGAAAAGGAGAAGGAGGGCUUCCCCAUCACGUCUCUACGAGAAAUCAACACUAUUCUUAAGGCUCAGCACCAGAAUAUCGUCACUGUGCGGGAAAUUGUUGUUGGGAGUAAUAUGGACAAGAUUUAUAUUGUGAUGAACUAUGUAGAACAUGACCUGAAGAGCUUGAUGGAAACCAUGAAACAGCCCUUCCUGCCAGGUGAAGUGAAGACUCUGAUGAUCCAGCUGCUCAGAGGGGUCAGACAUCUACAUGAUAACUGGAUUCUCCAUCGGGACCUCAAGACUUCCAAUCUGCUGCUUAGCCACAAGGGAAUCCUCAAGAUUGGAGACUUUGGACUUGCCCGUGAGUAUGGCUCUCCUCUGAAGCCCUAUACUCCUGUGGUGGUCACUCUGUGGUACAGGUCUCCAGAUCUGCUUCUAGGUGCCAAGGAGUACUCCACAGCUGUAGACAUGUGGUCAGUGGGCUGCAUUUUUGGAGAGCUCCUCACCCAGAAACCGCUGUUCCCUGGAAAGUCUGAAAUCGACCAAAUUAACAAGAUCUUUAAGGACUUGGGCUCACCUAGUGAGAAGAUAUGGCCUGGCUACAAUGAGCUGCCUGCAGUGAAAAAGAUGUCUUUCACAGAGUAUCCCUAUAACAACCUGCGAAAGCGUUUCGGAGCUCUGCUGUCGGACCAGGGCUUUGACCUUAUGAACAAAUUCUUGACCUACUGUCCAGCCAAGAGAAUUACUUCAGAUGAGGCGCUCAAGCACGAGUACUUCAGGGAGACGCCGCUGCCCAUCGAUCCCUCCAUGUUCCCCACGUGGCCGGCCAAGAGUGAGCAGCAGAGGGUGAAAAGAGGCACCAGCCCACGGCCUCCCGAGGGAGGCCUGGGCUACAGUCAGCUGGGUGAUGAUGACCUGAAAGACACAGGCUUCCACCUGACAACCAGUAACCAGGGAGCAUCAGCUGUGGGCCCUGGAUUCAGCCUGAAGUUCUGAGGCUACACCAAGACUGAGGAAUAGUCUGUGGAGCGAGAUGUGGGGCUGGUUUACUCCAGCAAAACUGCCACCAACUGUCAGGACUGUCUCACAGCAAAGACUCUGGUGCUCAGACACAUCCACACAUCCACACUUGUGCUGGGUUUGGCUCUUAAAGGGGGUGACCAUAAAUCUAUUCACGUUUAGCUCAUGUUUGUUUUAUUUUCCUUUUCUACUGGAUGGAGAGGACCAGGCUCUAAAUGGUUGGUAUUUCCUGGCUGCCGCAGCUACUGUAUUAUGAUGCAGCGCUGGCUUCGUUUUCUUGUCACCAUUAGAGCCAUUACUUAGCAAGAUCAGCCUGUUCUGUCAUCAGAACAGUUUUUCCUAGAAAUAAAAGUUUAAGAUUUUU
Molecule: messenger RNA, 2900 nt
Organism: Periophthalmus magnuspinnatus
Lineage: Eukaryota; Metazoa; Chordata; Actinopteri; Gobiiformes; Gobiidae
Gene: cdk11b
Product: cyclin-dependent kinase 11B
Exons: 20
Coding region: 89-2512 (807 amino acids)
Biological process (GO): regulation of mitotic cell cycle; protein phosphorylation
Cellular component (GO): nucleus
Molecular function (GO): cyclin-dependent protein serine/threonine kinase activity; ATP binding
Source: RefSeq, a predicted model, not a curated record